Molecule: messenger RNA, 331 nt
Organism: Camelina sativa (false flax)
Lineage: Eukaryota; Viridiplantae; Streptophyta; Magnoliopsida; Brassicales; Brassicaceae
Source: RefSeq, a predicted model, not a curated record
UACAAGGCCAUAAGCGACGAGGGAAUGCCGGUAUACCAGAGGCCGUUCAUGAAGGGUAAGCUGUACAUCCACUUCACAGUGGAUUUCCCGGACUCGCUGAGCCCUGAGCAGACCAAAGCACUGGAAGCUGUUUUGCCCAAGCCCUCAACAGCUCAGUUGAACGACAUGGAGAUAGAUGAGUGUGAGGAGACCACUCUACACGAUGUGAACAUUGAGGAUGAGAUGAGGAGGAAGGCACAAGCUCAAAGAGAGGCUUAUGAUGAUGACGAUGAUGAUGAUGACCAUCCUGGUGGUGCUCAGAGGGUGCAAUGUGCCCAGCAGUAAGUAAUCU